UCUAUGUAUCCAUAAACUUAAUACUUAUUCAAUUUUGGUAAUUAUUCCAUACCCAUUACCUAUAUCCUAUUUAUUAUAGACUAAAUUUAAUAAAUUUGAUGUAGAUCACAAAAAUAAUAUUAAAAACACCAAUGCUGGGUCGUAUGAAUAAUUGCUAAAUAUUUAACCAAUCAAUAGCUGGUGAGCAAAUGUUCUCUUAAAUAUGAUUUAGUGGCCCAUCAUUGGUCCAUAAAUUAAUACAUUUUUCAUGCAACCCCGAGUAAAACUAAAACUAGAAUCAGUAGAAUCUAAGAAAAGAAUUAGGUUCUCUAAUAAUGAAAUAAGUAUUUGUUAAACAAAUUAUUUUAUAAAUGUAGACUAAAAACAUAUUUAAAAAAAGAUUGUUAUUAAAAUUUAAACAUAAAAAAUGUAAACAAUCAGUCGUUUCUAUGGUGAUAUAUCCACUAUGACUACAGUUUAUACAUUACACAACCAUAACAAUAAACCAACAAUUAUUGAAUGCAAUAAUAUGGUUACAAUGUAGAUAGUAUUGUUAUUAUUUGGAUAGUAAUAUUAAAAUAGCAAAAAAGGAAUGAACAACAAAUGUGUUAAAAAGUGUCAAAUUAUAUAUAUUUUUUGGAUAUAAUAAAUAAACGUGAUAUAAUUAAUUAACUAUAAUAAGUAAUGGAUAAAGAUCCAAUGAUUGAACUUACUGAAUUUCAUAAUAAUUUAUAUGGCCCUUUAUCAGAUUCUAGAGAAAAUUUAAUUGAUAAACCACCAGAAAUUAAACCCAGAAAAAAAAAAUUAUUAAGUAUAAAUGAUGUUCAGUCUACAGGAUCUAAUUCCAGCAGUAGUGAGAGGGAUGGAUCAGAAUUGUCAUCAAUUAGCCAUGAUUCAUCACCAUUGUCACAAAGUUGGCAAAAAAUUAAAAAUAACAGUGUAUGUACACCGAUACCUAUACCUCGUCCACGUUCAAUAUCAAGUAAAAAGUCUGCAAGUACUAAUGGAUCUAGUGAAAGAAGUAUAAGUGUUAUUAGUCCGAUAUCAAAUAAGAGUAGUUUACAAAACAGUCGAUCUGUAACGCCAGAAAGUGUAUCCAUUGAAUUAAGUGAUAGUGAAAUCACAGAUAGUUCAAGCAGAGUUAAAAUGAAAGAAAAUAGAGAAACAAAUGACACAGAGCUGUCAGCCGCAUUAAAUAAUGUUGCUACUUUAAACAUGUUUAGUGAAGAAACAAGAAAUGAAAAUGAAAACAUUAAACUAGAAAUUUAUAUUCAUCAAACAGAUGCAUUAAAAGUUGAUACAAGAAUAAAACAUCCAAGUGUUAUAAUUUCUAUAAUUGAUACAACGACGUGGGAGUAUCUAAGAGUAAGCGAAGCAAAUGGAACAAAUCAGGAAAAAACUUAUGUAAAUCCAAUUUUAACAAAAGAAUUUGAUUUCAAACAUCAUAAGACAAUAAUACCAAAAUGGGAUGAAAAACUUGUUUGUACUGAACAAUUUAAACACAUCAUUACAGAGAAUACAGUAAUAUUAUUUGAGAUUGUAGAUUUUACUGGAAGUAUUCGACCUCUAGUAACAACGAAUGAUUGGCAUAGAAUAGCUUGGGCAUUUAUAAGACCAAUUGGAUCAAAUGGAAUCACAAAUACAGGAAAACAAAUAAGACUACAGUUAUACAAACCUGGCCCAAAGCCAAAGUCUUUUCACAAAAGUCAUCCAAUGGUAAUGCAUUGGUUUAUUAAAGGAAUACUAAAAAAAUAUCCAAGCACGCUUUAUAUUAGUUUGAACAAAGUAACAUACUCUGGGGCAACUGAUGUGGUAUCAGAACACAAACAACAAGAAUUAAUUUCAAUUAACUCUAGUUCACAAAAUGGUAUAAAUUCUGAUUCUAUCAGUUCAAGUCAAGAAACGUUUCAAGAAUACUAUAUUAAGUGGAAACGUUUUCCUGGCCAAAAAUGUAAAAUACCAAAUUCAGAAAUUGUGAAGCUUCAACCGAACUUAGAAGGAUGUAUGCAUUUGAAAUUUAGUCAUGAUGGUUUAAGACUAGCAGUUGCUACAGGAAAAAAUAUAAAUAUCUAUUCAGUACCCGGAUAUAAAUUGCUUAAACAAUUAAUUGGUCAUCAAGGUUUAGUAUAUACUUUAAGGUGGAGCAAUGACAAUAAUAAUUUAUUAACAACUUCUUCCGAUUAUACUGCGUGUGUAUGGACACUGCAGAAUUACAAUCAAACAGACUUCCAAAUUCUUCCGCAUCCGUCAUAUGUGUAUUGUGCUGAAUAUAAUAGUACAGUUAUAAUAACUGGAUGUUACGAUAGUAUAUUGCGACUAUGGUCUUCCACCCUUAAUAAAUGGACAUUGUGCCAAGAAAUGGAAUUCCACAAAGGUUUCAUAUCAAGUAUUGCUUUGUUGGGAACUAUAGUACUUUCAGCCGAUAGCCAUGGGUUUAUUAUCGAAUGGACUCUCGAAAAUAGUAGACUAGAACUAAAGAGAAUUAUAACAGUACCCGAAAUACGACAAGUUAUAAUAAGUAAUAUAAUUUUACAUCCAGCCGGUAAACGGCUUCUAAUUCAAACCAGAGAUAGUAUUUUACGCAUGAUGGAUUUACAUACGACGGCAAUCAUACAGUGGUUUAGGGGUGGUGUAAACAACAAAGUACAAACAGGAUGUGCAUUAAGUCCUUGUGGUAAUCUUGUGUUUGGCUGUGGCGAAGACGGACUUGUCAAUGUUUGGGAAGCGUAUACUGCUAAACAAUUGGCAUUUUAUACGAAUCGUCAAGAUUUAUCAGCAGCCACUAGUAGUGCAGUGGAUUAUCAUCCACAUGAUCAUAUGAUAGUAUUUGGGGUGUAUACUCCAAAUAAAAAUUCGCCCGUUUAUGUUGCUCAAUAUCAAAAAGAAAAUGAAACGGACAUUGGUUUGAGGUUUUUGAUUCCAGUAGAACACAAACAAAAAGUUUUUGGGCAUAUUAAUCACCACACAGCAGAAUAUGGAUAUUUAAAUAAAUUAAAAGCAAAAGAACAUGAUAAUCAACGAAUGAUGCCAUUAGUCAAUAUCAUCAAGAGAAUGGACAGUGUUUUAAAUUCAUUUAAGAUAAAAGAAUAACAACCAAUGUACUCAUGAAUUGCGGCCAUGUCCCGUUUUCCCCAAUCUUUAAAAUGGCUGUUCCCGUUAUUGCCCUUUUCAAACAAUUUAAAAAAAGGUUUGAUUCCUGUUUUCGUUAAUAAAACUGCCUAUGGUAAAAUGAUUAUACUUUUAUUCCAUAUUUUUGGAAAAAAAAUUGCGUUUUCAUGUAGGUACAGUGUACCUGGUCACACUACAUAUACUCUAUAAUAUGUUAAAUGUUGUAUUUAGAAAAAAUUGAUUAUUUUUUUAAUUACCUACAUAUAUAGCCAUAUAAGGUAUACCUGCGAAGAGUUAACUUUAAAUAAUUGUACAUUUGUACAUGGUUCAUACGACAACAUUUAACAUUCAAAAUUCAAAUAAUAAUUCAUAAUUCAAAUAAAAAAAUAACAAAAUAUAAUAUUUUUUUCUGUUUGUUCAACAUAGUUUCAAUAAAAAUUAAUAAUACCUAAUGUCAUAAUAAAAUAUAUUAUAAGUGUGAAUAUUGUGAAGAUUUUAUACAACCUAUGUUAAAUUUAAUUUAAAAUAAAAACUAAUUUAAUUUAAUUUUUAAUUGUUUUACAAUAUUUUGAUCAUAUUAUAAUACAAGUACCUGGCAGGCAAAUUGGCGAGGACGGGAAUCACACCUUUUUUAAUAUUGAUGGAAAUAGGGGAACAUGGAAACAAACAUUUUUAAUUUUUACGGAAACAGGUAAUUGUCUGAAUUACUGGGUAACACCAAAUUAAUAAAAAUAUGAUUGCCAAAACAUUUAUUCUUAUAGCAUGUAUUCAAUAUUUUUUAUAUUGUUUUUU
Messenger RNA from Myzus persicae (green peach aphid), 3879 nucleotides. Its product is annotated as jouberin-like. Lineage: Eukaryota; Metazoa; Arthropoda; Insecta; Hemiptera; Aphididae. Gene Ontology annotation, biological process: motile cilium assembly. The transcript is spliced from 14 exons. Bases 664 to 3069 code for a protein of 801 amino acids. Gene Ontology annotation, molecular function: protein binding. The record is from RefSeq and is a predicted model, not a curated record. Gene Ontology annotation, cellular component: ciliary basal body.